Molecule: messenger RNA, 4241 nt
Organism: Pundamilia nyererei
Lineage: Eukaryota; Metazoa; Chordata; Actinopteri; Cichliformes; Cichlidae
Product: uridine-cytidine kinase-like 1
Exons: 15
Coding region: 46-1686 (546 amino acids)
Molecular function (GO): ATP binding; kinase activity
Source: RefSeq, a predicted model, not a curated record
UCCCAGUGUUUGGUUUCCGCGCCGCGCUGAGCUGACCGAGCAGACAUGGCAGCAAGCUGCAGCGACAGCAAACCGGAUGAGCCGCAGACAGAUGGAGGGACGGAAGGGGAUAGAUCCAUGUCGAGGUCAGACAGUGGAAGUGGUGACGAUUCCUUGGAUGGCCUCUCAAACCAUGUCCCCCGCUGUCCUUUGACCCCUUCGCUAUCGCCACGAAAACGGACUACAAGCCAGUCCAAGACAGAGCCUCCUCUGCUGAGGACUAGUAAAAGGACGAUCUACACUGCAGGCAGACCACCUUGGUAUAAUGUCACUGGGACAACCUUCAAAGAAGCCUUUGUUAUAGGUCUGUGUGGAGGAAGUGCCUCUGGGAAAACUACAGUAGCCAAUAAGAUAAUUGAGGCGCUGGAUGUCCCCUGGGUGGUUCUGCUUUCAAUGGACUCUUUCUACAAGGUGUUGAAUAAAGAAGAGCAGGAGCUGGCAGCUAAAAAUGAGUACAACUUCGAUCACCCCGAUGCCUUCGACUUUGAGCUGCUGGUCAACAUCCUGAGAAAGCUGAAGAAGGGAAAAAGCAUCAAAGUGCCAGUUUAUGACUUCACCACUCACUCCAGACGCAAAGAAUGGAAAACUGUGUAUGGUGCUAAUGUUGUCAUCUUUGAGGGAAUCCUAGCCUUCGCCAACAAGGAGCUGCUCAAGCUUCUGGACAUGAAGGUGUUCGUAGAUACAGAUUCAGACAUCCGCCUCAUACGGAGGCUGAAGAGGGACAUAUCACAACGUGGACGGGACAUCAGCGGCAUCAUCAAACAGUACAACAAAUUUGUAAAGCCAGCCUUUGAGCAGUACAUUGAGCCCACUGUGCAGGUUGCUGACAUCGUGGUUCCCAGAGGUGGAGAGAACUUUGUAGCUUUGGAUUUGAUUGUUCAGCACGUACACAGUCAGCUGGAGAAGAGGAAGAUGCGCUGGGAUAUAUCGGCUCUGGCCUCGGCUCACCAGGGUCAGCCAUUACCCAAAACCCUCAGCGUGAUGGAGAGCACGCCACAAGUCCGUGGCAUGCACACCAUAAUCAGGAACAGGGAAACUAACCGAGAUGAGUUUAUCUUCUACUCCAAGAGAUUAAUGAGGCUCCUGAUAGAGCAUGCCCUCUCCUUCCUGCCUCUCAAGUCAGUGUCUGUGGAAACGCCACAGGGUAGCAUCUAUGAGGGGAAGAGGCUGUGCGGUAACAGAAUAACGGGUGUUUCUAUCCUGAGGGCGGGAGAGACCAUGGAGCAGGCUCUGAUGGCUGUGUGUAAAGACAUCAGACUUGGAAAGAUCCUCAUUCAGACCAAUCAUGACACAGGAGAACCAGAGCUUCAUUACCUUCGUCUGCCCAAAGACAUCAGUGAAGACUACGUCAUCCUCAUGGACAGCACCGUGUCCACUGGAGCUGCUGCGCUCAUGGCGGUCAGAGUUCUGCUGGACCACGAUGUAGCUGAGGAUAAGAUCUUCCUGUUGUCCCUGCUGAUGGCUGAGAUGGGGGUCCAUUCGGUGGCCUACGCCUUCCCUAAAGUUCGGAUCAUCACCACCGCCGUAGACAAGGAGGUCAACGACCAGUUCCACAUCAUACCAGGCAUCGGGAAUUUCGGAGAUCGUUACUUCGGCACCGAUGCUCCGUCGGACUGGUGUGAAAGUGACGAGGGGAUGGAGUUCUGAGGAGAGAGGGCCAAUCAUGGAGGUGCAGGGUUGUUACAAAAGCACUUAGUCACUGGAAGAAGAAGACAGCUGAUUGGUGCCGUUGAUGUCCUCCUGAACAGUCAGCUGUUGCUCUACAAACUGCUUCCCAUUCACAAUGAUAUACUUUAAAGUCAGUUUGGUUAUUAAAAAAGUCAGGAGCUAAAGUUGAAAGCGUUAGCUGUCCUGCAGGAUGCGGGAUGCUUCUAAAAAGAUGAUAUACCAUUAAGUUAUAAUUUAAAAAGGGGAAACCUGAAGCUGCAGCCCGUGAGCCUUCAGGGGUGAUGUUUAGAUUUGCAUCAGUUUACUGGAAAAGCUGACCUUCAUAACCUACAUAAUGUAAAUAAAAUGACUAAUUGACAGAUUUUAAAACCUAGCCACUAAGUUAACUGGAAGAUCCAGCUCCAGCGACGCUCAGUUAUAAUGAUGUAUAAGCAGUUUAUGAAAAUGGUCACUUCCUGGUGCUGGGUCAGUCAAUAAUAAUGUUAUCAUUUGCUUUGCACAUAUACAUAAAGGCGAGCGUGGAGGUGAUGGGUCUGGCCUAGUUAGCGGUGUAGCUUGGUGUUUUUCUCUCCUAGCUUAAAGCUCUCGUAAGAAUCAGUGUAUUCCAGCUUUGCUCUGCUGCUGAAGCUGCAGCUGUCUGUACUGUAAAACACUUUUAUCUCAGGCGACUUCCACUGAAAGGGACAGCAACGACUCAUACUUGAAGAAGACUGACCGAGUGAAAAGGUGAAAGGUUUUAGCUUCCUUUUUAUUCGGUUACUCUCCUGUUAAAUUGUUUUUUUUUUCUCAGUGUCUUUGACUUUAUGGUUCUUGUACAGCAAUAAGAGAGCCAGGAUAUCCCAGUUAGUUAUUUUUUUAUUGAAGCAAUUUAAAUUUUGAGAUUUUAAACAUUUCUGCCAAGCUUCAGCUGCUAAUUGAAUCAACACACAACUAGGGAAUGCUUUGUACUGUAUUUCUUGUCAGCUCUUGACCUGAAGCCCCUGUUACUGUGAGAUUUUAUUGAUUCUCAUCAACAGAAAACAUCUUAAACCAAAUGACAGCAGGGGUCUUUGCUGCUAUAACGUUUUGAUUUAAAACAGAGCUGCAUUCAGAUUUCCCAGAUUUUGAUUGGCUUUAAGUCUUAGUAGCAUUUCAUGUGUAAAUGCCACACACUGCUUCUGUUUGCAGACAUUUUAAAAAAAUGUUUUCUUAUUUAUUUAUUGUAUUGUAUGAGGGUUCUUCACACAUUCAACACAUAACAGAUGUUUAUUCAAACUGCAUCAUGAAAAUGUUGUUUGCAUGUUAUAUGUUUUCAGUUCUGUGCUCUUAUCCAGUGCCGUAUCAUUUUAUUUAAUGACCGUUUGAUUUGAGAAACACAGAUUUAAAAGCAGUUUAAAUUGAGCUCUUUCAGGUGCUUCAAUGCUUAAAAGCCUCACCUGCGUACCUGCUCCUUACAAGGCCUCAUUUCCACCACACAGUGCGACUGAUUCUUGGUACCACCAUUUUUGGUGUUUUAAGCAAGCUAAGAAAAUGCUGAAAUUCUGCAUUUCCAAAGCCACAUACGUGCCAUCGUUGCUCUUCAUGUGUUUUGCUUCGUGUAAUGUUGCACCUUGCUGUGAUGGCUGCUCUUCUCGACGUUGAGGUGAAGUGGGAAGCUGGUACCAAAAAGCGAGUAAAGUUGAUGAUGAGGCUUUGGGGAGCAGGAGCAGCAGCUGUGUGGAUAUUGUUACACAUGUGCCAAAUGUCCACUGUGAGCAAAACUCUAAAGCCGGGAUGUCAAACAUCAGUUCACAGCCCACGAAUGGCCACAAAUAAUCUUAAGUGAGCCACGCCCGUAAGAUUAUGUAUGUGUCGUCUUUGUCUUCUUCUUCCAGCUGCUCCAAUUCAGGGUCACCACAUCGGCCCCUAUCUCACCCUGUCCCUAGCACACCACACCAGUUAUCCCACUCCCUCGUUACUUGUUGUUAAUUUACAUUUUCUUGUUUAAUGGGUCGUCCAUUUAGAAACUACAUUUUCUGCAUCCUACAAAAGUGCAAUCUCAACAGUAUGCCUCAGCUUUUCCACAUUCACAGAGUCUGUUGUCAUUUCAGUUACCAAUGACGAAAGUGUUAACUUGUCUAGAUUUAAAACUAUUAACUUUUCAGAUGUUGUCACUCCUUGCUAGUGAAGCUGAGAUCUCUCCCAGUUCUUACACUUUGUGAAGUCAUCAAAUGAGCCAAAAUGGACCUGGUUCUGGUCCCCCCGGGCUGCAUGUUUGACACCCCGUGCUCUCAAAUAACUCUUUCUUCUGACUUUAUGCAAACUGAGUCAAUAAAAAAGGUCACGUUAGAGCAAAUUACAACACGUUACUUGAAAAAUGUGUUCUGGGGACAGUAUUGACCUCUCCUUGAGUGAUUUACAUUUUGGUUUCCUGGUAAGCCAUUCCAUUGUCAUAUUUAUGCCAGUUACACCUGUUUGUAAACCAGAAGUCCCAUUGUAAUAACUUUUCUUUCUUUUUUGUUUCAUUUAUCGUAAGUGCCACUUCACUUGAACAGAAUAAAAAUCAUUGCAAUUUG